AUGCAGUCAGCUUCACCCUUAGAAGGUGUAGCGAAAGAAUGGGAAGAGAGUGAAGAAAUUAGAGCCCACAUGCGUGAGCACCGAUGCUUGCUGCGAAAAGAGCUAUGGGAUGAACACGUGAAGAUUGAUGUCCGCCAUGCAGAAAUGAACUUUCCUGUUCUUCGGGUUUUGGUUCGCCGCUUGCGUGACGAAGGGGGGAACGUCAGCAUGCUUACAAUUCCACACAUCAUCUCUGAGAAUCCUGGUGGGACAAAGAACCUCCCCCGCAAGAAGGACAUCAAACAGGAAGCGAAAACCAUGAAGAAGUUUCUUGUCUUGGUCAAGAGGAAGUUGCAACGCCAACAGCUUUGCAGAUCUUAUCUCUUCCGAAGGUUGUUGAGCAUGGUGUUCGAUCCCGAUGAGAAGGACACCUUUGAGCCAGUUUGUGAGGAUAUUGAGGAAACAGGUGAGGACCUAGAAGAGAGUGAGGUUGAAAUUGAAGAGGAAGAGGAAGAGGAAAAUGAGGAUCCAGAAACUCAGGAAGCAGCAGACACUCAAGAAGAUAGUGAGGACAAAGUGGAAUUGGCGGAGGUGGAGGAGGAAACAAAAGUGCGUCCCGUGUCACCUGAUUCCCAACCGCUUUUUGACUACGAGGAUUCCCAGGUACUUGAAUCCCAGCUACCUGAAACCGUGCCAUCCCAGAAUGCAUUGGUGGAGGAUGAAGUCAUUGAAAUUGAUGAAACUCCUUCUCCUGAACCGCUUUGUGAUGAGAAGAUCCCAGAGAAAAAUGCUAGCGAAGAAGAAGAGACCAAACAAGAGAAGGGGUGGAAAGAGGCUAGGAUCGAUGCGCUAAAGGAGCAAAUUGCUAAAUUGAAAAAAGCAUGGACGGCAAAGCAAGCCCGAGAUUCCCUCAAACACGAACAAGCCUCUGACAAGACCGCCUUGGCUUACGCUGAAGACGAUUUUGAUACCCAAUUCGACCCCAUGAUCGAGGAGCUCGCGAAUCGAUAUCAAGCAAUGAUGAACAUCGAAGAGAUACCAUCGGCCCCAACAGUUCUGCGACGUCAGCAGCUUGCUCUCAAGACAGAUGACCCUGAAGAAGAAAAAGGAACUGAGAAGAAUGGGAAGGCUGAGGAGGGAAAGGAUGGUGGCAGGGGUGAAAGCUGUGGUGGUGGUGAAGGCGGGGAAGAGAUGCCUGAAAAGAACCAUGGACAAGUUCAGGCCGAUGCUACCAAGCAUGAAGAUACGAUCGAUGAGGAGGCAAGCAAGGAUGAUAUGAAGAAUGUGAAGGGCAUCGUUUGUGACAAGACAGAGGCAAAGGCAGAGAAAGCGCCUGUCACCUUGGAGGACAACAAAAAGGAUGAGGCCGGAGGUGCUGCGGCAAAAGCACAAAGCAUGAACAAGAGGGCGAGGAAGUCCAAAAAGGAAGAAACUAAUGAAGACAAGGAGGUGGAAGUGGCUUCGAGUGAAAGGCCCAAAGAUGUGAAGAUGAAUGGAAAGGCAGCCUCGAUUGAGAGCACAAAGGUGGAGGAAACAAAGGAGCCUGAGAAGCCAAUGAAGAGACCUGAGGAUGUGCAUGAAAAAAAGGCGGAAGAAGAGAAAUCCAAGACUCCCGCUGUUGAAGAGGUGGGUUUGGGCAAGACAGGUUCUGGAGGUGAAACUACAAAUGAAGCUGCACCGGAAGGGGACACAAGAAAGCGAAAAGCAAGAAAGCCAAACAAGCCAGAAAAUGGACAGGAGACGAAAACAAGGAGAAACAAUAAAGCAGACAAGGAAGAGAUUAAGGAUGGAAAUGAUGAUGAGCCAAAGGUGGCAACGGGUGGGCGGGAGGACAUUGAAGAUGAAGGAAUGGAGUCACAGCCAAAAGCAACCAAGCCCAAGGGCGGAAAAAACAAAAACCUGUCAAAGGAAGCGGAAAGUGGAGGCUCUGCUCAGCCACUUGCAGAAAGGAAGUUGAGGAAAAGACUAAGACAAGCAAGCAGCAAGGAGGGUCCUGAAGAACAGGAGAAGAUGAAAGCAAGUGGGAACAAUGAAGCCGAUGAUGACGCAGAAAUCCCUGAAGUAAAGCCUAAAAGGCAGCGUUCAGCGGUUGCGGCAACCUUUGCUCGAAGAGCAUGCCCAAAAAGCGUGAAUGGCAAGAUGAAGUGGGAAGCCCUGAGGAGGGCAUUCGAGACCUACAUCAAAUCCGAGCUCAAAGCCUACAGUGCCUAUGGGUUUCUUGAAUUCUUUGCUGGAGAGGCUUGGGUCUCAAAAGUAAUGCGGUGGCGUGAGGUGCCAACUGCUUCUUUCGAUAUCCGCUUUCAUGAAGAAGGUCAGGAGGGUAAAGUGAGCCCGGCCAUGGACCUCUUGUCGGAUGCUGGAUUUGGGUUAGCAUUGUUGACUGUCUUGAACGCAAAGAUGGGAUCCUUUCUGGCAGUAAUCGGUCUUGUUUGUCGAAGCUUUGUCACUAUUUCUUCUGGCACCCACAAGAGAACACCAUGGCGGCCUUUGGGGGAUGAGCGGGUGGCAAUGGUGCAAGAGGGCAAUGGACUCCUCUCACGGGUGACUUUGCUGAUCAUGGUGAUAUCCGCCAUGGGUGGUUGCUGGUUGCUGGAGCAGCCACGGACAAGCCUCAUCCUUUACCAUCCCCGUACGCGACACUUGUGGCGCUUGCUCCCAAAGGUGUAUUCGGCCUCCUGGUGGAUGGGCCUCUACAAUGCCUUGACACCAAAGAGGCACAUUGCCUUUUCCAAUGCUACUGCUGUGAAGCUCCUGGAUUUGGGGACCAUGUCCAGGGAGGCUAUGAACAAGCUUUCUAGACAUGGUAGGAAGAGUGCAAAGACCUACAUCAAUAAACGAGGAAAAAAAAGCAUUUGUUGGGACAAAGCACCUACGCUCCACACAGACCUAUCCUCCAAGAUUUGCUCUACGGAUCGCCAAAUACUAUGA
Durusdinium trenchii is the source of this 2907-nucleotide messenger RNA. The record is from the annotation of a GenBank genome assembly. NCBI's taxonomy places the organism in Eukaryota, Dinophyceae, Suessiales, Symbiodiniaceae.